Molecule: messenger RNA, 2614 nt
Organism: Durusdinium trenchii
Lineage: Eukaryota; Dinophyceae; Suessiales; Symbiodiniaceae
Source: the annotation of a GenBank genome assembly
GGAGCAGUCUUGGUCUGAAAUCUCUAAAGAGAAGCGCGUUUGAAGAGAAGCCAGUGAUGAUGGGUGGAGGUGAUGCAUGCAUUUACCCCGUCUCCAUGACGACAUCAACAGCGCAGGCGCCCCUGCACGGCCUUCCCAGCUCCAGCGCAGAUCGCUGCGACACGCGGACGCGCAGACCGCCGCGAUGGGCGUGAGUGGAUCGCGAAGUUCGGCCGGCGAUAGGACCAUGUGGCCAGGGUGGCAGUGAUCAUCGCAGCAUAUCACAGAGGUUGACUUCAACCGCCGUCCAAACGCUCAAAGCCCGAAGCGGUCUUUAGGUCCAGGGGCUCAUGAUACGUCGACCCAGUGGAAACAGCUUGUUUGGAUAGGCUUUCUGGGUGAGAUCGCUUCGGAUGGGUUGGGUUUCAAAAUGGUUGGCCAUCGGAUGGGUUCAGGUUUGCUGUAGGGGCAGAUGGCUCUCAGUGUCCGAUGAAGUUCUUCUGGGACCCAAGCACCCAGCUUUGUGAAGCGACUAGGUGGAGGCCAUCGCUAUUGGGUUGGAGGCCAUCGCUACUAGUAACAAUAAAGCUUUCUAGCUUCUAGUUACUAGAAAGCUUUAUUGUUACAGGUGAAAUGAUUCCCAAGAGGGCUUUGCUGUAAAUGGUGAGCACCACGUAGCCCGGGCGACGUACACAGAUCUUUGAUAGCAACUGCAGCGGCGCGGUUCGGUGUGGGUGGUCUUUUACACGCGCGGAGCGUGUGGAAGUGGUGUUUCAGGCAAUCGAGGGGAGCGUUCCGAGCGUUCCUUCUGUCACCUCAAAGUCAUUCUCAAGAUGCAAUAUGGUUUGAGUGUUCUCAGGCAUCGACUAAACCACUAAAAGUGGUACCAAACUGGAGGAUUUCAGUCAUCCCCCCUCUCCCAAGUCUGCUGGUGAUGUCCGGCCACUGAGGCUACGAGUUCGAGACCGGUUUCCACUACUUAGGCGAGAUGCAGAAGGGGGCCGAGCUGCGAUCCAUCGUGGAUUCCUUGACCAACGAGGAAGUGGAGUUCACCAACCUUGACGCGCGUUCGGGGGGCAUCUACGACAAGGUGGUCUUCCAGAAUGGCUCGGAUCACCUGGGAGUUCCGAAUGGCCUGGAGCAAUGGCUGGAAGUCUUGCAGCAGAAGUUCCCCGAAGAACGCGAGGCCAUCGCCGUGUAUGGCCGAGACUUGAAGGCGGCCAUGGUCACGUUCUUCCCCACCAUGGUCUGGCGUACCUUGCCCUUCGACUGGCUCAGAAAGCUGCUCUAUCCACUGCUGGCAGCACCGGCCAUGAAAUUGUCCAAGCCGGCGAGUGAGCGAUUGGAUGAGAUCACCAGGAAUGGCAAGUUGAAGGCUUUCAUGGGCUACUUGGCCCUGGGAUGCAUCGGCAUGACCGACGCGGCAGCUGACUGGAGGUCCAUCUUGGGCGUCCAGGUGCAUUUCAGCGAGGGCGCGUACUUCCCGCAUGGAGGCCCCAGCGCCAUCACCCGCGCGAUGGUGCAGAAGAUCGAGAGCCAAGGAGGGCGCGUUUAUGUACGCGCGCGAGUAGAUGAUCUGCUGUGGGAGGGCCAGAGCUGCUGUGGGGUCGUGCUGGAGAAGGACAGCUUAACGGUCCGUGCCCCUAUCGUGGUCUCCUCGGUGGGCCUUCACAAUACCGAGAGGUUCCUCCGCGAGAAGCCCUGCCACGACGCUUUCGUGGAGCGCUUGCGGCCUCUGCAGCGGACGCACGGCCACCUCUUUCUGUUCGUUGGCCUCAAAGGAAGCGCCGCGGAGCUCAACUUGCCCAGCAACAACCUGUGGGUGCUGCCCGGUGAGGACCUGUCACGGCGCAUGGCGGAGUUCCACGCGGACCACGAGGCGCCCUUCGGCUAUGUGGGCUUGGCCUUUCCUAGCGCCAAGGACCCCUCCUACCAUGAGCGCAACCCGGAUCGAUGCACCUGCGCAGUGGUUGCAGGUGAUGUGCCCUGGGAUUGGUUCGAGAAGUGGCAGAGCACCAAAGUUCGACACCGCGGCCAGGACUACGAAGCCUUUAAGAAGAGCUUCGAGGAGCGUUUGCUGGACAUCCUCUACACCCAGUAUCCCCAGACGAAGGGCCGAGUGGAAUAUGUGAACAUGGGAACGCCCUUAGACACCAACUUCUACUUGGGCAAGACACAGGGCGAGAGUUAUGGCUUGCAGCAGACCUUGGAGAAGACCAACGCGGAUUUAACUUGGCUCUUCGCCAAGCCCAAGGUGCCACACUGGCCAAAGGGUCUUCUCCUCGCAGGGCAAGAUGUCACAGGCGAUGGCUUUGCCCCUGCAGUGGUCUCCGCGAUCUUCGCCAGCUGCGCCGUGGAAGGCUUCGUGCGCGGCUGGUUCAACGUCAUCUCCAUGCUCGGACUCCGUGGCACUUUGAGAGCACUCUUCUGAUUCUGCGACGAAGCGCCUCUCUCUCCAUCGAACAUUGGUCAACUCCUCCGAAAUGGUCGGCGUUUCAUUCGGCGUUGGACCAAUGUUCGGAGGAGAAAUCUUCUAAAGCGGUUCCGGGAGGGCCCACCAAACUCUUCAGGACUGGAUGUUUUGGAAAGUCCCAGAGAAGGGCCAGAAAGACCCCUCAGCUUCGCAGUUUUGUGC